Salvelinus sp. IW2-2015 is the source of this 2069-nucleotide messenger RNA. The record is from RefSeq and is a predicted model, not a curated record. Lineage: Eukaryota; Metazoa; Chordata; Actinopteri; Salmoniformes; Salmonidae.
AUGAAAGGGUAGCAGAGAACCCAUAGAGUAGACAGCCUUUCUCUGUAGCACACACAGACACACAGACCAGAACAGACUGGGGGAAAGAGAGAGGGAAACAGAGGCACUGCAAAAUCCAGACGCAUCAACAGCCACCCUAGCAGCUCAAACCACCACAGCAGAUGGGGCCCGGAUUGUUUUGGAACUUCUCUUCAAAGGCUAACUGCUCGGUGCCGCAGAGCCUGCUGCAGACCAUGUUGCUCUCCAGGAUGGCUGGGAUGAAGGAGCAGCAAUUUACUGAGGAGAAACCCCUACUGCAAGAACAGAGAGGACAAGACACUGAAAGAACAUGACAUUGAGACUCCUUAUGGGAUGCUUCAUGUGGUGAUCCGUGGUGCCCCCAAAGGAAACAAGCCUGCCAUCCUCACCUACCACGAUGUUGGGCUUAACCACAAGCUGUGCUUCAACAGCUUCUUCCACAAUGAGGACAUGCAGGAGAUCACCAAGCACUUUGUGGUGUGUCAUGUGGAUGCUCCUGGACAGCAGAUUGGAGCCUCUCAGAUGCCACAGGGGUACCAGUACCCCACCAUGGACCAGCUGGCAGGCAUGCUGCCCAGCGUAGUGCAGCACUUUGGAUUCAAGAGCAUUUUGGGCAUUGGAGUUGGAGCAGGCGCCUACAUCCUGGCCAAAUUUGCUAUGGCUGACUCUGGUGGACUCCCUCAGCUCACACAGCCUGGAAAACUGUCCGAAGCAUUCAAGUACUUCCUCCAGGGGAUGGGCUACAUUGCGUAUGUGAAGGAUCGGAGGUUGAGUGGAGGGCCAGUGCCCUCUGCCAGUAUGACCCGUCUGGCCCGCUCCCGGACGGCCUCCCUGACCAGUGGCAGCUCCAUUGAGAGCUCUCGUAUCCGGGGUUUUACACACUCUGACAGCAAUGAGGGCCAGGGGUGAAGUGGGAUAACUACAUCCGCAGGGGUGCUUCCUGGGACUGUCUGUAAGGGGCAGGGCUUUUUUGGAGCCCAUUGCUCCAAGCUCGGAAUGUAGGGCAACACCCACCCCCAACCACCUCCAACCAAAACCACAAGCUUCCCCGCCCCUCACAGACACAUCCAGUCGCCCCAAAAGGGCUAUCAGCUGAGGUCACUUUUCUGUUCAUAGUGCUGCCUAGCAACAGUGUACCAAUGUGCAAGGGACCCCAGGGGGGCUGCAGCGAAGAUUGUAGGAAAGAGCGAGGGAUGAGGAGAGAUUCUAUCUGGAUGAAUGAGGUAUUUUCAUUUGUGAAGAUGCAGAGUGUGAGAGCGAUGGGUCUACAAAAUGUUCUGAAAGGGGGAUAAUAGAGGGGUGAUAAAACAUGUCAAAUGGGCUUCGGUGAGAGGAUAUUGGGACUAGUCAGAACAACAAACACUCCUUUCUACUCCUCCAAUCUGUUUGCAUGCACCGGAGUGUGAUAUUCAACGUUGUUGCCAUGAAUUUUCUCUCUGUAAGACUACUGUUGCUGUCAGCUCUGUGCGGACCUGAUUUUGCCCCCUUCCUCAGUCUCAAACAUACUGCCUAGGGGGCCCUGAAUGUAAUUUGUCCCUUUGAAAUGCUGUACAGUAUAGUCAAAGUGCCCCCUUCCAUCCACCCACCGCCAUUACCCCCGAGGGCUUGUACCUGCUAUCCUGACCACCCUACACCCCAAAUCCUUCCACGUCUUCCUUGCGCUGUACAUACUCACUGUUUUUAGAGCAGGUUAACUGAAAGAGCACUCCAACACUAUUAUAUUGUGACACAUUCCGCAUUUUGGUUCCUCUUUACUUGAGUUCCUCUUUUUAUAUAACAAUAGAAUGGAGUUAUCUGUGGUAUUAUUGGUCCUCGUGUAUUAUCAUUACUACAGUAUUAUUGAUUGAUUUAUAUUGAGGAAAAAGUUGUUUUCUGACUGUUUGGUUUCACAGGAAUCUCCCAGCAUUGUUUCUGUUCACAGAGAUAGUAGGGUUGAAUCUUACCUGCUUCGUCAUAAAAUGUGAAAUGUAAAGUUGAAAUAUAUGUACUGUAAGUGGUCUUUGUCCAUGUAUUGAACAUGUAAUGAAAACAAAUAAAAACUGUCAAUAUAG